Messenger RNA from Micromonas pusilla CCMP1545, 600 nucleotides. RefSeq lists its product as uncharacterized. The record is from RefSeq and is a predicted model, not a curated record. Gene Ontology annotation, biological process: RNA (guanine-N7)-methylation; tRNA methylation. Lineage: Eukaryota; Viridiplantae; Chlorophyta; Mamiellophyceae; Mamiellales; Mamiellaceae. The annotation marks the transcript as partial. Gene Ontology annotation, cellular component: tRNA methyltransferase complex. The transcript has a single exon. Gene Ontology annotation, molecular function: tRNA (guanine(46)-N7)-methyltransferase activity.
CGACGCAUGAAGAAGAUGACGAACCCGAUGGCGGCGCCGCACCGCGCGCCGACGCCGCCGCCAGUGUGGAGCGCGGUGUUCGCGGACGCGACGCUCCCAUCGCUCGUCGACGUGGGAUGCGCCAAGGGGAAGUUUCUUCGCCGCGCGGCGACGACGGACGCGGAUCUGUUGGAGCGCAGACGAGGGAAGCAUAACCUGUUGGGACUGGAGAUUUACGAGCCGCUGGUCGCGGAGGCGAACGCUUGGACGAGGACGGCGAGGAGAGGAGGAGGAGGAGGAGGAGGAGGCGACGACGGACGCGGCGGCGGCGACGCGUCGACGUCCGCCGCCGCCACCGCCGCCGUGGACAACCUGCACUUCAUCGCGUGCAACGCCAACGUGUCGCUUCGCGGGCUGCGCGUGCCGAACCUCUCCGUGGUGACGAUUCUGUUCCCGGACCCGUGGAGCCGGAAGAAGCACGCGAACCGUCGCGUCGUCACGCCGGCGUUCGUGCGAACGCUCGCAGACGCGUUGACGCGCGGCGGGAGGGUGUACUGUUGCUCCGACGUGAAGCCGCUCGCGACGGAGAUGUACGCGUUGUUCCUAGGGCACGGCGCGUUC